Molecule: messenger RNA, 1207 nt
Organism: Trematosphaeria pertusa
Lineage: Eukaryota; Fungi; Ascomycota; Dothideomycetes; Pleosporales; Trematosphaeriaceae
Product: amidohydrolase 2
Exons: 1
Coding region: 1-1113 (370 amino acids)
Biological process (GO): secondary metabolic process
Cellular component (GO): cytosol; cytoplasm
Molecular function (GO): hydrolase activity; carboxy-lyase activity
Source: RefSeq, a predicted model, not a curated record
AUGGCCCGGAGUCUCGUCGUCGAUGUGCACACGCAUCUUUACCCUCCUGCCUAUAUCGAGCUUCUCAAGGAGCGAAAAGACAUCCCUUACAUCCGUCCUUUUCCGCCUUCAAAUCAGCUUUGUCUUUGUAACCGCCCGCCACAAAAUAGCAGCGCACAGGGUUCCGCCAAUGGAUCCUCAAAAGUGCCUCCAGGACGGAUACUGUAUCGGCACUACUAUGAAGUAGACGAAAAGAUCGCGUUCAUGGACCACCACCAGAUAGAUGUCUCCGUCAUUUCUCUCGGCAAUCCGUGGCUGGAUUUCAUGCCGCCAGACACAGCUGGGGAUGUUGCGAUCAAAAUCAACGACGAGACGAAUGAACUGUGCAAACUGUAUCCAGGACGCCUAUUCUUCUUCGGGGCGUUACCCCUGAGCGCUCCUGAGUCCAUCAUUCUGGCCGAAAUCUCCCGGCUGAAGACGGUCAGCCAAGCACGAGGCAUAGUCAUGGGCACUGGAGGAUUUGGCGAGGGCCUCGACGACCCAAAACUCAUUCCGGUCUACAAGGCGCUCGCGGAGUCGAGUAUGCCAAUUUUCCUGCAUCCAAACUAUGGACUUCCUAGCUCGGUUUGGGGAAGCCGGGGCUCCGACUACGGCCAGGUACUGCCUCUGUCUCUCGGAUUCCCCAUGGAAACGACGAUUGCAAUGACGCGGCUCUUUCUCUCGGGUGUCUUUGACACUGUUCCUGAUCUUCAGAUCAUUGUGGCACACAGUGGCGGCUGCCUUCCAUUCCUCGCUGGGCGUAUUGAAGCAUGCAUAGAGCACGACAAGAGAUUGGAGGCGGACGGGAAGUUAACCAGUGAUCGGAAGACGUUGUGGGACGCCGUGCGCAACAACAUCUACCUGGAUGGCGUGAUAUUUGACAAGACGGGAUUGAAGACAGCUAUUGAGGUUGCUGGUGUGGAUCGAGUGAUGUUUGGGACGGAUCACCCUUUCUUUGCUCCGUUGGACGAAGGAAAGACGUUCCCGGCCAUGACGGUGAACAGAGAUGCCGCCAAGGAGGCAUUUCCUGAGGAUGAUACGGAAAGCUACGAUUUGGUCAUGGGUGGAAACGCCGUCAGGGUGCUGCAUUUGUAGUAAUUUACGAGCGUGCCCGAGUUAUCCCGUCUGUGCCAGUGCCACUAAUCGAGCCUGCUUAGAUACAUAAGGCAAUGAACGAGAUAUACAAGCC